Penicillium pulvis is the source of this 2169-nucleotide messenger RNA. Its product is annotated as DUF3176 domain-containing protein. The transcript has a single exon. The coding region runs from base 1 to 2169 and encodes 722 amino acids. The record is from RefSeq and is a predicted model, not a curated record. Lineage: Eukaryota; Fungi; Ascomycota; Eurotiomycetes; Eurotiales; Aspergillaceae.
AUGAGAGCCAAAGACCCAAGCCGCCGCAACGAUACCGGCCCACUUUACCAUCCGGUGGAACCUCCUGAAUCGUAUGCCCUGGCUCCUACGGAUACUGAAAGCUCUCUUCGACAUGCCGCCCCCGUUACAGGUGAAUCUCGUCUGACCAAAAAAAUGCGGCCUCAGCAAGGAAAGCGCCGGACCUCAUUCUCGGGGUGGAAGCUGGAACUCUUCGCAUGUUUGGCAUUCCUUACAGCCCUCGCAGCCAUGGUGGCUACAAUGUACCCUCACCAGGGAAAGCCACUUCCCCAAUGGCCCUUUCGAGUGUCUGUCAAUACAUUGCUGGCCAUCUACGGGGGAGUGAUUAAGGCAGCCACGCUCUAUGUCGUCGGAUCUUGCGUUGCCCAGUUGCAGUGGUCAUGGUUCUUAUCUGAACGGCCUCUUAUUGACCUAUCUCGGCUUGCAGACCUAUCUCAUGGGGAUAUCCCUGGAGCGUUCCGCUGGCUCUGGUCUAAUCAUAUCCGAGAGCCGUUGAUCACACUUGGCGCAGUUAUCGUCAUCGCCUCUUUCGCCUUCGAGCCGUUCAUACAGCAGCUAACAUCAUAUGUCGACUGCAGCGUCCCGCUGGAAAACCUCCGGGUUGCUCCGAGUAUACCACGAACGAACUACAUUGUUCGAAAGAGUGGUGUGUCCUCCGCUCAAAGUGGUGAUCCGGAAAUUGCACAAGCCAUCUUGUCAGGCCUCGUCGGCGGUCCCGAUCCUCUCGCCAGCACUGGGUGUACGACAGGAAACUGUACCUUCUCGACUUCUUACACGAGCGCCGGCAUCUGCUCGACAUGUGAGGAUAUCUCUAGCAGCAUAACUGUUAUGAAGACUUGCAGAGGGGAGAAUAGCUCGGUUGUUGACUGCGCCAACGCAACGUAUCAACAGAGCGUGGUUUGGGCCGAUCGCGUCACUACAGCCUCAUAUGAUGGCGUCGAUUUGACGAACGUUAGCUGGACUCCGAUGCAAAACGAAUCGCUUCUCUUCCACGUGGACACUGCGCUUUAUCCCCAGUGGCCAAGCUACAUCAUGUUUGGGAUCGAGAUUGUCUGGGGAGAGACGACGUACUCGCAAGCAAAGGUCAGCCCUUUGACCUUGGACCCUUUGCAAGGUUGUGAGGACGCCUCAACCAACAAUACGUGGGCUUGCAGGGGCUACGGAUCUGCAUACUGCAAACUGCGGUUUUGCACUCGCACAUACAACGCAUCUGUUGAGGCUGGUGUUCUAGUGGAGAAUGUCAUCGAGGAAAGCCCAUUAUCGACGAAGGAUCUGGUGCGCCCGCCGCCGGAGUUACUAGUAGGAGACGAAUUCACGGCGACCCUCGGUCUUCUCGAUCUCCAUUGUAUCAAUGAUGUGGAGCUUCGGGAACUUCGCAAGAUUGGCUACAACAUUUCCUCCGCAUCGCCCCGGUGGGCUGCAUACGUUGUCGACAACGACCUGUUCCAGCUUGACGGCAACAAGUACAAUGACAUCGGCCCCGAUUCACCGUUCCCUCAAUCACUAUUGGUCCACAGAUGCCUCUACACGAUGAGCGUCGAGAUCCAAGACAAUUGGUUCUAUGUCGCAGGCGCCCUCAGCGGAAACGUCUCAGCUGGCUGUAUCCAGAAUGGUUGCUUCGGUAAUAGCCCCAAGGUGCGGCAAAACAUUGAGCCUUUAUCAUCCCUGUCCGGUGAUGGUGGUCCGAUAUUACUCUACAACAACUCCCAGCUCGACUUUGACAGCAUCUCCGCCAAGCUCUCCCAUGUAGCCACGCACAUGACGACAAUGCUGCGCCAGACGGGGAACGUGAACUACAGCGCACCGGCCGAGGGAGUGGUAUUUCACUAUGCAACGUGCCUGAACGUCCACUGGAUCUGGAUCACGCUUCCUUCCAUAGCAGCUGGCUGUGUCGUCGCACUGCUAAUCACCGUUGUCAUGUUAACGGCGUCCGACGGGACACCCAUAUGGAAGGGAAACGUCUUGGCUCUUAUAUUUCAUGGCCCAGGCGGCGCUGGCUGGAGCGAUAUGCCUAGGUCGAAUGUAGACGGGGACAAGGUGUUGUCCGAACUGGACACGAGUCAAGGGAUGGAGCAGAGAGCACGUGAGAUCAAGAUCAGGCUUGACCAGUCUUCGAACUCGGUACAGCUCUUGAAAGCCAGGGAGAGAUAG